Molecule: messenger RNA, 1288 nt
Organism: Condylura cristata (star-nosed mole)
Lineage: Eukaryota; Metazoa; Chordata; Mammalia; Eulipotyphla; Talpidae
Gene: RNASEH2B
Product: ribonuclease H2, subunit B
Exons: 11
Biological process (GO): RNA catabolic process; ribonucleotide metabolic process
Cellular component (GO): nucleoplasm; ribonuclease H2 complex
Source: RefSeq, a predicted model, not a curated record
CACGUCUCUGUAACUCCUAGGUCAAGAUGUAGAACUUUUCUAGCAAACCCUUCUUGCCUACUACUGCUAGAUAGCCCUCCUAGGCUUUAUGCUGAUGUCUGUCACCAGAGAUAUUUUUGGCCUAUUUGGAUAGAUUACUUCAAAGCUGCUUCAAAGAAGUUAAAAAGUGGACUUAUAUUUGUAAAACUGGUUAACCCAUGUACAGGGGAAGGAGCCAUUUACUUGUUCAAUAUGCAUCUACAGCAGCUGUUUGAAAUAAAAGUUUUCAAGGAAAAACACCAUUCUUGGUUUAUAAAUCAAUCAGUUCAAUCAGGGGGACUUCUCCACUUUGCCACACCCAUGGACCCUCUAUUUCUGCUUCUUCACUACUUUAUAAAGGCUGAUAAAGAGGGAAAAUUUCAGCCUCUAGAUCAAGUUGUGAUGGAUGAUAUAUUUCCCAAUUGCAUAUUAUUGCUGAAACUUCGUGAACUUGAGAAGUUACUUCCACAUGUGACAGAGGAAAAAGAAAUAGGCAACAAGAAGUAUUACAAGUACAGCAAAGAGAAGACAUUAAAGUGGCUGGGGAAAAAGGUUAAUCAGACUAUAGCAGCUUUAAAAACCAAUAACGUGAAUGUCGGUGCCCAUGUAAAGUCAGCUGCAUUUUUCACUAGUUGCCAGGCUUCCAGUGACAAGGAAGAGGAUUAUAUUCGAUAUGCUCAUGGUCUGAUAUCUGAUUACAUCCCUAAAGAAUUAAGUGAUGAUUUAUCUAAAUAUUUAAAACUUCCAGAAACUCCACCUCCAUUGACAACCCCUCCAUCAAAGAAAGCAAAGUUAUCAGAUGAGCCUGUAGAAGCAAAAGAAGAUUACACUAAGUUUAACACUAAAGAUUUGAAGACUGAAAAGAAAAAUAGCAAAAUGACUGCAGCGCAGAAGGCUUUGGCUAAAGUUGACAAAAGUGGAAUGAAAAGUAUCGAUUCCUUUUUUGGUGCAAAAAAUAUAAAAAAAGUUGGAAAGAUUUGAAACUUUGAAAAUGAAAUCUAGCAAAAAUAUUUUUCUUCGAUGUGAUUCAUUUCAUAUCUUUCAUGUCACUGUACUUAGCCUUCAUAAUAACCUUUUGCUGAAAAAAAGAGGGGGCGGUUUUUACAUUUACUUGAACAUUUCUUUGUAUUUGCUUUUUGUGUUCCUGAACAAAAUAUGGGAAAGUAAUUAUGUAGCUUCACGUCUUAUUUUACAUAAUGAAGAAAAAAGUGAGUCAAUAGAAGUAACAUACAACAUCACAGUUUCCUCAAUAAACUAACAUUGGACAAUA